Molecule: messenger RNA, 591 nt
Organism: Meloidogyne enterolobii
Lineage: Eukaryota; Metazoa; Nematoda; Chromadorea; Rhabditida; Meloidogynidae
Source: the annotation of a GenBank genome assembly
AUGGUAUUUGUUAAAAUUAAAAAUAAAUGGAAUGAAAUCGAUAGUUACUUUAAAUGUUGUUACGAUAAUUGUAUAAAUACAAACAAUACUAUUGGUUAUGAUAAUUAUGUUCAUAUUUAUGCAGAAAAUUCGUUCAAAAAGCCACAAAAUUCUUCUACUUAUUCUUUAUAUUAUUUUGAAAUUAAAAGUAAAUUUGAAAGAGAAUUAAAAGGUAGCGAAUCAUAUAUGCAAAUUGGUCUUAGAAAUUGUAGUACAACCAAUUAUAUUUACUAUUAUGCAAAAUAUGGUGAAAUAAAUAACGAAAGUGUAUCAUUUAUACUUUCAACAUUCUCUUGGAAUAAUAACGAUAUUUUUGGUUGUGGAUUAGUUUAUCCUCCAACUAAUAAAUUAAAUGAAUUUCCAUAUGUAUUUUUUACACAAAAUGGAAAGCAAAUUGGUAAAGGUGUAUUAUUAAAGAAAAAAUCCGAUUUAUACAAACCGCGUGUUUGGCUGUAUUGUUGCUCAAUUGAAGCUAAUUUUGGAAAUGAUUUGGAAUCUAAGCCAUUUACAUAUGACGUCUCAAAACAUUUAAUCAUUAAAGAAUUUUAUUGA